AUGUCGAGCCAACCGCUAACCCUCAAAAGGAUCGAAAAGAUUGUAGCGCCUCGUCCCGAUGAUCAACAGUACACUGAGGAGGAGCUGAAAAAAUGCGAAGAAAUCCUAGUGGAAUAUGCCACACAACUCGCUAAGGAAGGGAACAUCGUCGAAUUGCGGAAGUUGCUCGUGAUAACUCGUCCAUUUUACGAUGUAAUUGGCAGAGCAAAGGCUAGUAAACUUGUUCGGACUUUGGUAGAAUGUUGUUUGAUGGUGCACCAAGAAGACCACGAGAAGAUCAAUCUGGUCAAAGAGUGCAUUAAGUGGGCUACCGAAAAUAGCCGACUAUUCCUACGCAGAACACUACAAGCUCGUCUUAUCCGGCUCUACAACGAAUUCGGGCAGUAUGUUGAAGCGCAGAAACUCGCUGGACCACUGGUCUCCGAGCUGAAGAAAAUAGAGGACCGUGAGUUGAUCAUGGAGGUGACACUAGAAGAAAGUAAAAGCGCAUUUGCUUUGAAGAAUCUUUCCAAAGCCAAAACUUCGCUCGUUCUCGCAAGAAGUAAUGCCAACGGAGCCUACGUCUCUACACAGAUGCAGGCUGGACUCGACCUUCAAUCGGGGAUUCUCUACAGCGCCGAUGAGAAAGAUUUUAAAACGGCUUACUCGUAUUGUUAUGAAGCACUCGAAGGAUAUGUACUAACAGAUAUGCCUAAAGCUGUUAAAGCACUUAAAUAUAUGUGUCUCUGUAAGAUAAUGUUAAAUGAAGCAGAUUCGAUACCGUUGCUACUCUCAAACAAGGUUUUGCAAGCAGUUCAUGGAAGAGAUGUGGACGCAAUGAAGUCUAUGGCGGAAGCUUUUAAAGAAAGAAGUUUAAGUAAAUUUAACAGUUGUUUAAAGGAAUACAACAAAGAACUGAUGGGUGAUCCUGUGGUUUCAGCACAUUCAAGACAGCUCCGGGAUAAUAUGCUUGAAAAAGAAAUCUGCCGCGUCAUCGAACCUUACUCGGAAAUCGAUCUUCAUCACAUCCAACAAUGUGUUGGACUGUCUCAGAAGCAGAUUGAAAAGGCAAUUUCCAAAAUGCUUCUGGACAAGAAAUUUUUUGGAGUUAUUGACCAGCACAGUGACACCGUACAAGUUUACCCAACACCCCACAAAGAUAAAACCUAUCAAAAAUCAGUGGAACUGAUACGAGCACUCUCCAAAGCUGUUGACAAUAUUUACAGUCGUGCUGGAACUCUUCUGAAGUGA
Necator americanus (New World hookworm) is the source of this 1230-nucleotide messenger RNA. RefSeq lists its product as uncharacterized. The record is from RefSeq and is a predicted model, not a curated record. Gene Ontology annotation, biological process: ubiquitin-dependent protein catabolic process. NCBI's taxonomy places the organism in Eukaryota, Metazoa, Nematoda, Chromadorea, Rhabditida, Ancylostomatidae. Gene Ontology annotation, molecular function: structural molecule activity. Bases 1 to 1230 code for a protein of 409 amino acids. Gene Ontology annotation, cellular component: proteasome regulatory particle, lid subcomplex. The transcript is spliced from 13 exons.